Molecule: messenger RNA, 1073 nt
Organism: Hibiscus syriacus
Lineage: Eukaryota; Viridiplantae; Streptophyta; Magnoliopsida; Malvales; Malvaceae
Product: agamous-like MADS-box protein AP1
Exons: 8
Coding region: 123-857 (244 amino acids)
Biological process (GO): positive regulation of transcription by RNA polymerase II
Cellular component (GO): nucleus
Molecular function (GO): protein dimerization activity; DNA-binding transcription factor activity, RNA polymerase II-specific; RNA polymerase II cis-regulatory region sequence-specific DNA binding
Source: RefSeq, a predicted model, not a curated record
UUCUUUCUGAUUUGUCUCUUAGUUUUCCGAUUCUAUAUAUCUGUGCAUGCUUGCAAACAACAACAGGAAGAAAAUAGAAUCAGUUUCCUUCAUCUUCUUCGUUUUCUGGGUUUUUUUUUGUCAUGGGGAGGGGUAGGGUUCAGUUGAAGAGGAUCGAGAACAAAAUCAACAGGCAAGUCACCUUCUCCAAGAGGAGAGCUGGGUUGUUGAAGAAAGCUCAUGAGAUCUCCAUUUUGUGCGAUGCCGAGGUCGCUCUGAUCGUCUUCUCCCACAAAGGGAAGCUCUUUGAAUACUCCAGUGAUUCCAGCAUGGAGAAGAUCCUUGAACGUUAUGAAAGGUAUUCGUAUGCAGAGAGACAGCUUGUUGCAUCUGAGUCUGACUCUCAGGGCAACUGGUCCAUGGAUUACAAUAGGCUUAAGGCUAAGGUUGAGCUCUUGCAGAGAAAUCACAGGCAUUACAUGGGAGAAGAAUUGGACUUACUGAGUCUCAAGGAGCUGCAGAAUUUGGAGCAGCAGCUUGAUACUGCUCUUAAGCUUAUUCGUUCGAAAAAAAACCAGCUCAUGUAUGAGUCAAUCUCUGACCUUCAGAGAAAGGAGAAGGCAAUACAGGAGCAAAACACCAUGCUAGCAAAGCAGAUUAAGGAGAGGGAGAAGACAGUCGCGCAGCAGCAGCAACAGUCACAGUGGGGGCAGCAAGACCAUGGCCUCAACUCAUCAUCCUUUCUGCUGCCACAGCCUCCGCCCUGCCUAAAUGUCGGCGGCGCAUACCAGGAAGAAGCAACAGAAAUGAGGAGGAAUGAACUUGAUCUUACUGUGGAACCUAUUUAUUCAUGCCAUCUGGGAUGCUUUGCUGCUUGAAAAUCGAUACGGUUUCAUCAAUGCUUUCGGUUUAUGUUAAGAUGAACAUAGAUCCAUGCAAAGCAUGAGAAAGAAGACUCAUGCCUUCUAUGUCUGCAUUAACUUAACAUACAUGUCUAUCUAUAUAUCUACGUGGACGAUACGUGUAUAUCUGGAUUUUGUAUUUCUCUCGUUAGUAAUUAUCAGUAGCUGCUUAUCACAAGGCAAUUUGCAUCA